Molecule: messenger RNA, 636 nt
Organism: Guillardia theta CCMP2712
Lineage: Eukaryota; Cryptophyceae; Pyrenomonadales; Geminigeraceae
Exons: 2
Coding region: 1-636 (211 amino acids)
Source: RefSeq, a predicted model, not a curated record
AUGCUCAGGCUCGUCUUGCUCUUUCUUGCCAUCUUGCAUGCAACAGAUGCCAUCCUGGUGUUUGAUGCGAAGAGCAAGGAAGCGCGAUGGACGACAUGGCCCGAGGAAGGGGACGCAGCGCGUGAGUCGGGGAGGGGGAGGGCAGGAGCAACGCUGGAAGCUACAGAAGCAGGGUAUGCGAGAGUGACAUUGCAAGACGCUGAUGCUUCUCUUACCGCAUGCCAUGAUGGCUGCGUAGUCCCUCCCACCCUCCGCGUCCUCGAGGAUGGGAUGCGGGACCGACCAGUCGCGUAUAGGAUGAGGAGCGUUGGUGGUCUGUAUGAGUGCCCCUGCAUAUCAGAGAGGACGAGGCAUCGCUUCGACAAGCUUGUGGUAGAGCAUGUGCUGGGCAAGUUUGGCACAGAGGGAGGUGGAGGAGAGGCAGGAGCGGGAGAAGAGAAAGGAGGAGGACGAGGAGGAGGAGCAGGAGGACGAAGACGAGGACGAGGGCUCAACUACUGCUCGCUGGGCUCAGGCGGACUGUUCUCUGACCUUGUCCUGCUCUGCGGACUUGUGAGGUCUGGAGUUCGGCUAUCACGAGUGAUGCUGUGCGAUAGGUGCGAGGCGCAUCUUUCAAGAGAUAACAUGUGGGCAUGA